Molecule: messenger RNA, 1329 nt
Organism: Plasmopara halstedii
Lineage: Eukaryota; Oomycota; Peronosporomycetes; Peronosporales; Peronosporaceae
Exons: 1
Coding region: 702-902 (66 amino acids)
Source: RefSeq, a predicted model, not a curated record
AUCUGUUCAGGUUGCUGAAGUCUUUCUUUGUUGCCUAUUUGCUGUUGUUUCGGAGGUAACUUUUCAUGUUCGGGUGUAAUUUCCAUUACUGCGUCUAGUGAGAGCCACUCUGAUCCCUUAUCUACCUUACUGAAAGUUUGCGAUUCAGUGUAUGAAAAAUUGCUCUCGUUACUCGUAGCUCGGCUUGUCAUUGAAGCGGAGUGGUCUUCAUAAUUUCAUACACUUCAAUCUACUUCUUCACCUCAGUUUCAUCUCUCCAAUCCAGAUCUCGUAGUUCCCUUUAUUACCCUGCGAAAUGUCCUUUCCGUCCUACAAUUGGGAACGCUUUUCCUGUUUCCUCUAAAUGUGUCAAGUUGUUCUUGCCUCUUGUUUGGUGUGCUUUCAGUUUUUUGUCGGUGAUACCCGGUGUCGGUGCUGCGUCAAUGAUUUCAUCUAAGUAAUUCUCAGUGUUCGUAGAUGGUAACACAAUUUUAAUGUGCUCAUUGAAAGAACUGAUUAUAGUCAAAGAGGAACUGGAUGGCUUUGAAUGAGUCUCAAAGUCUAAAGUAAAGCCUACAAAAGCAUCCUGAUUGACCUCAGCUGGCACAAUACACCAACGACAUAGCACGGAUUUACAGUCCUGAAUUCAGACAACACUACAGGACAGCUAGGGAACUGGGUAGGAGACAAGGCAUCAAUUAAGAAGAACUGGGGUAUACGAAAUGUUAAACGAAGGCCCGAGUUGCUACAUCAAUCAGCAACUCGGUAGCACAACGCAUCAUGCCAUCCAACGCUGUAACAUUGACAUUAUACUAUAUACUGCGAAACAGACAGCACUACCCAAACAGACUUUGCGGCAAUUGAAGGGUCUACAGAAACAGUUGCGUGAUAUGGAAUUGCAAGAACAGCGUCGGGAGACAUAAUUUAAUUUAGCACUCUUGUUCACACCACAAUAGUAUGGAGGACUGGGACUGCAGAUUAUAAGCGCAGCAAUUCGAGUGACCAGAGCAAAUCCGGCGGAAAGAUGGAUAAAUGCACCUCGCGACACAUACGCAGCGGGACAUCCACGCGGUACAUCCAAAUAGAAGGACAAGUGAGAACUGUUGUUUGUUAUUAUAGUCAUCCAGCUUCGAGACGAUCACAGAAAGCUUGAGAGGGAGGAAGAGACUCAGCGCAAACAUUAGGUAGAGCAAUAUUGUGGUGGGCACACUCUGAAAAAUUUAUCUCAAUUGAGAAAUAACAGGGAGCAAUAAAGCAGCGCCAACAACAAGGAUCGGUUAUCAGCUCAGGCUAUUGGAUUGACGCGCUGCAAAUGAGAUUCGUCGCAUCAAAGUCGUCGCACUGUUUUCU